AUUAAAAACAAUAAUUAAAUUAUUUGUAAAAUCAGUACUACCAAUGUCACUGAUGUACAAAUAACUAUGCCCUAAGCCACCAACCAAACUUCAUAUUCGUGUUUUGUCUUUCAAUAUAGGUUAUGUUUUUGUCUGUUAAGUUUGUUUUAUAAAUACAGCGUGCAAUUAGUUUGUUCCACAGAUCAGACCAUUAUAAAAUACAAAAACCAUGGACGAAGAAUAUGACGAAAGAACCUGGGAUGGGGUCGAUCGUUUGGAUAAUGAGUCAGAAAUGGGCGAAGAGGCUGAAAAUCCGGAACUAGUUCUUAAAGAAUGCGCAGAAAAAUUUUCAACUUCUGACUACAUAAUGGAACCCGGGAUUUUCUCUCAAUUAAAACGGUAUUUUCAGUCUGGAGGAAACCCUUUGCAGGUCAUUGAAGAAUUAUCGCAAAAUUACACAGCCGUAGCGCAAAUGGCGAACUUAAUCGCCGAGUGGCUCAUCACAGGAGGUGUAAAUGUAACAACUGUGCAAGCUAUGGUUGAAAAUCACUUAAAAGAGAUGAUUUUGAAAACAUUUGACCCCAAGAAAGCGGACACUAUUUUCACGGAAGAAGGAGAAACGCCAGCUUGGUUGACUCAGUUGAUUGAACACCCAACGUGGCGAUCGUUGAUUUAUCGAUUAGCAGAGGAGUAUCCAGAUUGUCUUAUGCUUAACUUCACAAUAAAAUUGAUAUCUGAUGCUGGCUUUCAAGCUGAAAUCACAAGCAUAUCUACUGCAGCCCAGCAACUGGAAGUAUUUUCAAGAGUUUUGAAAACUUCAAUAGCUAGUUUUUUAACAAACCCUGAAGACUGGCAAAACACAAGUCGGGAGUGUGCUAAAAUGGUGUGUCAUGGACAACACACUUAUGUAUAUAGUCAAGUGAUUAUCCAUGUUUUGGCUCGUGAAUCUAAAGGUGGUAGUAGUAUGAAAAGGUUGUCGCAAGAAAUUACCAAAUGUGCCCAAAAAAAUGGCAAUGAUGUUACUCCAAUCACAAUGGCGCUAAAUGGAGCAUCAGCCUAUCCCCAAGCGUGUCAAGCGUUAACUUCUAUGCUUUCUAAAAAUACGUUGAAUCCAGCAGAUAUUACAGUAUUAUACAGGAAUUACAAUGCACCAGAUCCACCACCAAUCGAUCUGCUUAGAACGCCACAAUUUUUAGAACUUUUAGUAGAUGCUCUGUUUAAGCCUGGAGUGAAACUUAACCCUGAUCAUAAGCCAAAAUAUAUCCACCUUCUUGCUUAUGCUGCCAGUGUUUUUGAAAUACAGGCAAAAAAAGGACAAAAACGGGUGGUCAAUAGAGAUGAACUUCAAGCAACCAUUCAUUCCAUUGAAACAGUUCAUAAUAUUUGUAACACUAAUAAAGGAAGUUCAGAACUUAUGGCUGAGCUGGCAACAAUAUAUCAGUGUUUAAAGUAUCCUGUGGUGUCAGUGGGAAUCAUAAGAUGGGUGGAGUGCACAGUAACUGAACCUAGUUAUUUUAAAUUGUCAACUGAGCAUACUCCAAUACACUUGGCUUUGUUAGAUGAAGUAGUUAGUUCUCAUCCACUGCUACACAAUCAAGUUCUUGACCUAUUAAUUAGGUUAUUUGAGUCAAAACAGGAUGAGCUAGAAAUUUUGGUGCAACUUGAAAUGAGAAAAAUGGUUCUUGACAGGAUGGUGAAUUUAUUAUGUUCUGGCUGUGUGGUUCCUGUGGUAAAAUAUAUUAAACAAUGUUGGCAGAAAGGUGAUACAGAUAUUUCACUAAUCAGAUAUUUUGUGACAGAAGUCCUAGAAACAAUUGGGCCUCCAUAUAGUUCAGAGUUUGUGCACUUAUUCAUGCCCAUGGUGGAAAAUGAUGAAAUAACUGGAACAAUGAGAGGGGAUGGAGAAAAUGACCCUGUAUCAGAAUUUAUAGUUUACUGCAAAGCUAAUUACACUGCGGUAGUGUAAUAACAUUCACUUAUUUAUAGGAAUAUUUAAGUUGUAAAAAUAAAAGUUUACAUCUA
Molecule: messenger RNA, 2001 nt
Organism: Zophobas morio
Lineage: Eukaryota; Metazoa; Arthropoda; Insecta; Coleoptera; Tenebrionidae
Gene: TH1
Product: negative elongation factor D
Exons: 9
Coding region: 209-1945 (578 amino acids)
Biological process (GO): negative regulation of transcription elongation by RNA polymerase II
Cellular component (GO): NELF complex; nucleus
Molecular function (GO): RNA binding
Source: RefSeq, a predicted model, not a curated record